Microplitis demolitor is the source of this 6783-nucleotide messenger RNA. RefSeq names its product optomotor-blind protein (gene bi). Gene Ontology annotation, biological process: regulation of transcription by RNA polymerase II; positive regulation of DNA-templated transcription; cell fate specification. The coding region runs from base 1351 to 3873 and encodes 840 amino acids. Gene Ontology annotation, cellular component: nucleus. NCBI's taxonomy places the organism in Eukaryota, Metazoa, Arthropoda, Insecta, Hymenoptera, Braconidae. The record is from RefSeq and is a predicted model, not a curated record. Gene Ontology annotation, molecular function: RNA polymerase II cis-regulatory region sequence-specific DNA binding; DNA-binding transcription factor activity, RNA polymerase II-specific. The transcript is spliced from 7 exons.
CGGACGAUGCUACUCGGGACUUUAGCACACCAACACCUCCGUGCGAGCGUGAGGGAGGUGUGGGGGUGAAUCCCGGAGGAGGUGUCAAUCCUAGCGCUGCUCAGUGACCAUCGCGGCGCCACCCAAGUAACACCUCAGUCUCUCCGCGGGCAAACCGGGCCUUGAGCCCGACGCGACCACAUAUUUCUUACACUAAAUAUUAUUGUAACAGUGUUGUUUAUAUUUCUCUAGCAAUCGCAUCGUUCUACCGGCUAAAUAUUUAUCGAUAUAUAAAUAUAUAUGUAAGUCGACAGAGUAUUCAUUUUUUUUACUACACCAGUGGACAGUGUUAUUAUAUUUUGAAUAUGUAAUACAUAUGUAUAUACAUAUUUAUUCAUUUAAAUGUGACAUAAGUUGACGAUUGGUUUAUUUGUGAGAGCAUAGUGAAUAAUAAAAGUUGGACGGGUUUUUAUGUCGAGCCACGACGAGAGUGGCGUUGCGUUUGUCGCCCGUCGGACGCUGACAGCCAGCUUUUUUUUUCAUUAAUUUAUCGUUGAAACUAAUUCAAAAAUAGUGAGUGAAUAUUUAAAAUAUCUAAAGGAUAAUAAAAAAAAUGCCCAUUAAAAUGUAGAGAAAUAAAAUAGAUAAUAUUUUGUUAUUUUUUAAUUAGUAUUAUUGUUAAAUUGCUUUGUGAAAGUAUUUAAUCAAGUGUACGAUGAUAUUUUUUUAAAAUUUACCAACGUGUUCGUGUCUUUGGUUAAUUAUUCAUUUGACAGAUGACAUUGACAGAAAUAUACAUUUGCCGGAUUAAAUUGUAAAUCACGAACGGCUUAUAUAUACAUACACAUAUUAAUUAAUUUAUUUGAAUUGAGGAUUAAAUAAAAUAAUAAAUAUUAAAGUGUCAGUGUAUCGCAAAAUCAUCAGUGAUUGUUUUAAUGAAAAUAAACAACAAAUAGUGAAUUUGUCAAGUGACUUAUUUUACGUGGUGUGACAAAUCAAUAGCACAUUUAAAUAAAUUAUUUUAAAAUGUUUAUAUUGCGUUUGAAUUUAAUGCGAGUGUAUAUAAAUGAGAUAAAAAUAAAACGCGCGCGAUGUCGCGUGUUAAGAUAUGGAAUAUAGUUUCGUGAGCUUUUGCUAAAUAAACAACAAAAAAUAUAUAUAUGUAUAUAACUAUAUACAUGUAAAUGUUGUGUAUUGUAAAAAAAAAAUGCCAAAUUAAUUUAUCGGGAAUUAAAAAUUAAUUGCGAAGUAUAACCGAUAGCGAGAUAUAAAAAAAAGUAAAAUUAAAACAAGUGCGUUUGUUUUUUUAGGGAAUAGAUUGAGUCACUCGAAGAGUAAUCUCGCGCGACUCUGUUAAUUCGCCCCAUCUCGAUGAGAUUCGAACAAGACACGACGUGCAGGGGUACCCACUGCGCCAGCACUCCAUUACAGGCACCCCAAAAAAUAAGAUCCAAAGAAGAGGUGGAGGUAGUGGACGGUAUCUUGUCGGCGAAGCAGGAUAACGCCGGCGUGUUGUUAUUAGAUCAUCAACAUCAUCAUCAUCGUUACAAUAAUCACAAUCAUCAUCAUAAUCUCUCGAAUCCUACUCCGAAUCAUCAACAUCAGAUUAGAAGAAGAGAAUUUGAAUUGGAGGUAAAUAACACACUCGAGAGUGCUAAUACGGGACUUAGGGGGGUGGGGGCUGGAGGGCCUGGGAUGGCGUAUCCUGCAUCAGCAGCCGCGCCGACACUUAAUCAGCACUCGCCAUUCUCAACAAUAAAUAAUUCGGCGAGCGGCAACGGCAACGGGCAUCUCUCAUCCAGUCACUUACCGGCACCAGCGGCACCUCGGCCUACUGAUUUUAGUGUAUCCUCAUUGCUUACUGCAGCAAAUACCCAUCCAUCACAUCUUGGUGGUUCUUCCUCUCAAGGAAGUGCCUCCCCACCACCCGGAGGACCUGGAAGUCCAGCUGCUGCACCUGAAACACCUCCACCGCAUAAUAAUAAUAAUAAUAACAAUCAUCCGCAACGUGAUCAAAUAGGACAUCCGUCGUCAGCAGAAGCUGCUGCAGCUAAUUAUUUUAACGCCUUGGCUGCCGCGGGUUUUUGCAAUCCGAGUAGUGUACAUUUGUCUCAUAACGCGUCUCCUGGUAAUCCACAUCAUCUGUCGUCGAAAGGACUACUUGGUAGUCCACAUCAUCAUCCUCAGUUUAAUCUACACGGACUUACACCUCAAGGUUUAGGUCUCGGACCUCAUACACCAGAGGAAGCAAACGCAGCAGUUCUGGCAGCAGCAGCAGCAGCGCUUCAUCAUCAUCACCAAGGCAGCCCAGGUGGCCCAACUAUGAGGCCGUUGAGGCUGCCUCUUCCACCGGGCAUGAUGCACUCAUCGCCGCUUCCUUUGGCACCUCAUCAUCCUCUUGCCGCUCCUCAUCAUUUUGUACCUCCUCAUCAUCCCGAAGAGGAUGGUGUUGUUGAUGAUCCCAAGGUUACAUUAGAGGGUAAAGAUCUCUGGGAAAAAUUCCAUAAACUCGGCACUGAGAUGGUCAUUACCAAGAGUGGCAGACGCAUGUUUCCCGCUUAUAAAGUGAGGGUGUCCGGUUUAGACAAACAGGCUAGCUACAUACUUCUGAUGGACAUCGCGGCAUCCGACGAGUGCCGAUAUAAAUUUCACAACAGUAGGUGGAUGGUAGCCGGAAAAGCGGAUCCUGAAAUGCCGAAGAGGAUGUAUAUACACCCAGACUCACCAAGUAGCGGAGAACAGUGGAUGCAAAAAGUCGUGAGCUUCCAUAAACUCAAAUUAACCAACAACAUGAGCGAUAAGCACGGCUAUGUAAGUACUACGAUAUUAAAUUCAAUGCAUAAAUAUCAACCGAGGUUUCAUCUUGUACGAGCGAAUGAUGUCCUGAAAUUACCGUGUUCAACGUUUAGAACUUACGUCUUUAAAGAAACCGAAUUUAUCGCCGUUACAGCCUACCAAAAUGAGAAAAUAACACAGUUGAAAAUCGACAACAAUCCAUUUGCCAAAGGAUUUAGAGAUACCGGAGCUGGUAAAAGAGAAAAAAAAAGACAGGCGAUGUUGACUGUUUCUGGAGGCACUUCCCGAUUAGCGUCAGGCGCACCAGCAUCACCAGAGAAACGUAGAUCGUCAAAUUCAGUAAAUGAUAUGUUAGAUGAUGAUGACAAACUACUAGACGUAGUGGGACCUGAUACACCACAUCCGGCGCAACAUCAUCGGGAACGUGAACACUCGAGGGAACGAGACGAUAGAAUGAGUGAACGUGGAGAAGGCAGUGAGUCUUCGGGCUCAGAAAGUGGUGGAAUACCUGGUGGACCAACUUCUGAAGGUCCAAGGCCAGAUGUAUCAGUUGGACCACCUGUACUUCAUCCACCUUUGUUACCGUACUUUUAUCCACCAGUACCUGGUCUUUAUCAUGGACAUAGCCCACUGCUACCACCAAAUCCAUUAGGACUUCAUGGUGGUGUAACACCAGGAAUGCUACUCAAUGCUCAGCUUGCUUUGGCAGCCAGUCAACAUACAGCUUUAUUCGGUCAUUAUCCACAUCCUCUUUCGAGUCCACUUCAUCAGCUUAAAGGACACCGAUUUGCGCCUUACACUUUACCUGCUCCAUCACAUGGUUCGGCUUUUGAAACAGUAACACCCGGAAGUCGAACUCUCAGUCCCAGAUCACCUCCACCAAGACCACCAACUGGAUCUCCAACUCCUGGUACGGGUGGUGGGCAUGCAACUGCUAAUAGUGGAUCAGCUUCAGCUACUGGAGAACUUAAAUCAAUUGAAAAUAUGGUCAAUGGACUUCAAGAGAGACGUAGCAGUAGUAGCAUUAAAAAAAGAUCAAGUCCAAGUUUGACGCCUGGGCAUCGGAAUGAAGCCGAUGGUGGUGGAGGGAGUCCGUGACAUGAAAAUGAGCCUGUCACUAGUACCAAGGUAGAUACUGAGGAUGAGGAUCUAGAUAUAACCAGCGGUGAUGAGUCUGUUGAUGAACAGGAACUCGAGCCAGAUUCCACAUCAAACCCUUCGUAGCCGAGAUUAUCCGUUAAUGUUCUUAUAAGCGAGACGUCUUCAGACAAUUUAUUAUUGUCUAAUAUCAACACUAAUGACGACUUGUUGCUUUAGUCUCAAUGAGGUUAUUAAUAACAAAAAUAAUAAUACGGCCACGAUUACAAGGAUGUGGGAAUCAUAUAAAGUGCAAUUUUUUGAGUGUUACAAGUAUUUUCGACUAACGGCGAUGUGUUUGCGUGAUGUAAUUAAAUUUUAGACUUUACGAAUUUAAAAAAAAAAAGAAAAACGAGAAUUGUAAAGAAAAAAAAAGUAAUAAGUUGAGAAAUAUUUAUUUUCUCUUGUGACGUGUGUAAAUAUAGUUGAUAUAUAUAAUAUGCCUGUACUGGAAUUAUUACGAGAUGGAAUCAGUUAAUAGUGCUGUGGACACUUAUUAAUAAAAUGACGAUCUAUUUAGUGAUAUAUAUAAAUAUAUAUUAUAUUAUAUUAUGUAAUCGGUGCCAGAGCAGUUAAAUCUUUGUACAUUUAAUCAAAUAAUAACAAUGACCGCGUUACGUGAAAAAUUAUAAAUAUUCAGGAGAAGAGGAGCCGCAAAUAUUGCCUGCGAAUACUUUUAGGACUUAAGAAAAAUUACAUAAUGAUCUUUAUCUAUGAGUAAAUAUUGCAAUAUAAAAUAAAAAAAAAGUAAAAAAAAAAAAAUGUUUUAAAAUAACAUGAGCACCUCUACUCUUUGCAGACCCAACUGUAAAUAUGUACCCUAGCGAUAUAUUAAUAUUAUAUUAUAUAAUUAUAUAAAUAUAUUAUAAAUACAACUACCCCCUUCAUAUUAAUUAUUGAGUAUAAUAAGUAUAAUAAUAAAUAAAAUUAGUGCUACAGGAAACAAAUCAAUGUGUUGAACACUCACGCUGUUCCCACCAUAAAAAAAAAAAUAAUUAUUUGCGCCGUAACAUAAAAAGUACUCAAAAUAUGUGAUCGACUGUUAAUUUUGUUCAACGAGAUUCAAUUAUCUCAAAAUAUUUUUUUUUCCUCAGGAAUAUUUUUAUAAUUGUUAUUGAUUAAAAUAUAUGAGUGUGAAUGUAGCGGAUAUGAGACAAAUUUUAAAUUACAAAUAAACGAAUUAAACAAUUAACAAAAUAAAUAAAAAAAAAUGCGCAUACUGAUUUUGAAAUUCUAUAAAUGUGCGUUUUUUAAAUUUUAUUCCAUUUAAAUUUAAUUCUCUUAUUUCAAAAUUUUUUAAAUUAGCAAUUAUCAGCUACAAUCACACUCGUACUUAAAUAUGGUCAAAGGAAUUGGUUACGUUAUAAUCAUUACAGAUAAAAUAUUUUAAAUGUUUAUAAAUUUAUAUUUUCGGUACUUACUACAAAAAUUUAUUUCAAAUUUUUUUUUUUUUUAUAAAAUUUCCACUCAAAAAAUUUCACAUUCGAUAGAUUAGUUCCUUUUUAUGUUUACCUGUUCAAACUAAAUAUUUAUUUAUUUAAAAAAUUCAGAUUUUUUUUUAUGAGUGCAAAAAAAAAAUAAUCAAAUUGAUUGAUUAAUUUGUUUUUGAUAAACUUGUAUAAUAUAAAUAUAAAUGUAGAUAAUUAUGAUGUGCGUAAUUGAAUGAAUAAAAUAGCAAGAGAAUAAUUCAAAGCAUCGCAUGAAAAUACAAUAAAAUGUAAAUGGUGAUUAAUAAAUAAAUAAAUAAAUAAAAAGUCGCAUUAAUAUUUAAAACAUUUAUUAUAUUACUACUAAUAAUAAUAAUAUUAAUAAUAACUAUAAUUAUAAUAAUAAUAGAUGUAAUAAUGAUAUAUUAAUAAUAAUAGUAAUAAUAAAUUUAAAAAAUUAGAUGCAAGUGUUCCUUCAUUGUUUAUAUAAAUAUCAAUCUUAUUAGAUAAUGUCAAAAAUAAACAUCACUUUUAAUGCUUAAACAAUUUUAUUGACUUAUAAUUAAAUAUGUGGAGAAUAAAUAUAAAUAUUACAGCCGUAAAAUAUAUUAAAUCUAACUGCAUUAAUGACCUCUUUACAAUUUUUACAUAUUCAAAUAAUGCAGUUUUUUACUUGUGAUAGUUGUGAGUGGAAACGAAAAAAAAAAGUAUGAUCCUGAAGUUAGCCGACAAUUCAAAAUUUUCGGAUUAUUUUAUUUUUCAACAAAUUAAUUACAAAAAAAAAAAAAAAACUUAAAAUAUGCGUAUGUAGAAAAUUAAAAAAGUAAUAGGUGCAAUUUUUUAUAUAUAUAUAUAUUAUUUUUCAAUAAUUAAUCGUUUUUAGAAAAAUUUAAAAAUCAUUAGACGUUGGCUAACUUUCGUAUCAUAAAAAGUAAAUGAAAAUAAUAAAUUUUAUUAAAUAAUUUUACUCCAAUAAUUUUAUAUUUUGUUCAAAAUUUUUAGCCGAAAAAAUUUGGAGUAAAAUAUUUGUUAUUAUUUGUUUUUAAAAUGAAAAUAAAAAAAAAUUAUCAGUAGUAUUGACCAAUAGAUCAAUAAAUUUUUCUAAUGUCUGUUAUAAAAUAUAGACCAAGAUAAAAUAUGAAUCUCAUGUACGAACAAAAUGUCGAUCAGUUAACAAUGAAAAUGACAAAUGUGAAAUAUUAAAAAUUUAUUAAAAUAAAAAAGAAAAGUAUUGACUUUUUAAAUUGUAAUUAGAUAAUGGCGCUUUUAAAAUUUGCGGAAGCUCAUUUAAGGGGAAGAAAAAAAAGCAAUAACAAAAAGGUCAUUAUAUUGAUCAUUAUUUCCCGAAUCAUUAUUAUUCCUACGGUAUGUAUUGUAUAUUGUACACCUAUAGAAAAAAGUCAACCUUUCCCGUUCCUUUUUUCCCUAAACCAUGAAAACUUCC